AAUUUGCAAUUUAAGCAACCCACACCUCGGCGCUUAAUUGUCCAAGUCAAAUUUUGUGCUUCAUUAUAGUUCAUCAUGCCACCCUCUCAGGGGGACAUUCCUGGAUUUUAUUAUGAUGCUGAGAAGAACAGAUAUUUUCCACUUGACAAAAAUCACCCGAAAGAAGCCAAGUUUUCCCAGUCAUCCUCGAGAGCAUCAAAGGACAUCCGUCCAUCAUCAAGGUCGAGACGUCCUAAUUUGCAUCUGGACGAUGCUCCGGCAUUACCAAAACGCUCUACUGCACAGUACCUGUGUUCUUUUCGUUCUCACCAUUGGCGAAGAGCGGCGCAUGAUUCUUUGAAGCUACAAUACGCUAGUACUUGUUACUCAAAGAUAAUUUGGUCAUAUCCCAACUACCCUUCGUGUGGACUUCGAUCCUUCUCAGUAUCAUGUACGGAUGAUACCAAGCAGGUGGCUGGUGAUACGAACGGUUUUGUCUACAUCUAUUCGGAUGUUGGAACGGUAGAAGAUGCUACAGGUCGUCACACGCACCGAUUGUGGAGUGGGCAGUGCGGUUUGAUGUCCCCCAUAUCAUCAUGCGGCAUUAUUAAGGAUAAAUUCUUUGCAUCUUCGUUCGGACCUCAUCCGAAAGUCCUUGUGGGAUCUUUUUCCAGCGCACAGCAUAGCGAAAACACUGAAGGCAUCAUCAUCGAGCGCCGGCAAAACGUCUGGGAUGUCUGGUGUGGGACUUAUGCCGAGACCUCCUUUGUACUUGGUAUGACAAACCAUCUCUGGAUUGUCUCUGACCUUGAUAAUCUUCAAUCUGCACGGACACUCCGGAUUGGGAGUGACGCACUAACCCUUGGACGAGAUGAGACAUGCGUGUAUGCUGGCCUUCGAAACGGGUCUGUGCACGUCUUGGAUAUGGGACGGGAUGAUCAAUAUGGGAAGAGGCUGUUACAAGCGCCCACGUCCGUAACGGGCCUUUCGCGAUUAAGGGAAUGGGAGCUGCUUACCGCAUUGAUUGAUGGCUCGUUGGACAUAUAUGAUUUGAGGAUGCUAAGGCGUCCGGGGUCCGCUAAAUAUGUCAACUCGUCAACUAAAGAUUCCAGAAGAAUCCCCUUGCUGUCUCUCUGCGGCCAUGUUUCGACCGUCACCAUCAGUCCGCCAAUUGCCACUACACCCUCGCAGGACUUCAUCUUCGCGGCUGGAGAAGACAAUAUAAUCCGAGGGUGGAGUACACUAACUGGGGAGCGUUUAGAAGCGCCCGAGCCAUGUGCUCUGGCGCAGAGUCGGCAUGCACAGCGGGACCGACCCCUUCCAUUAUUAAGUCAGGCAUUUAAUGCCCGAGGAUCCAGAUACGUGAGUUUACGGAUUACCGACCACGAAGCGGGGAGGCGAGUAGAGCCCAAGUUAUGGGCCGCUACAGAUGCUGGGAUCACCCGCUUCGACCUUGGACGAAACUGGAACGACUACGCAUGAUAUUAAUUAUUGGAGUAUGGUGUGCAUUACGUUGGCCGAUGUGGGCCCUAUACGGCUGGGGAUACAGGUGAACAAAUCAUAUUAAU
Cantharellus anzutake is the source of this 1547-nucleotide messenger RNA. RefSeq lists its product as uncharacterized. Bases 76 to 1461 code for a protein of 461 amino acids. The transcript has 10 exons. Gene Ontology annotation, molecular function: protein binding. The record is from RefSeq and is a predicted model, not a curated record. Lineage: Eukaryota; Fungi; Basidiomycota; Agaricomycetes; Cantharellales; Hydnaceae.